Cadophora gregata is the source of this 282-nucleotide messenger RNA. RefSeq lists its product as uncharacterized. The transcript has a single exon. The record is from RefSeq and is a predicted model, not a curated record. NCBI's taxonomy places the organism in Eukaryota, Fungi, Ascomycota, Leotiomycetes, Helotiales, Ploettnerulaceae. The coding region runs from base 1 to 282 and encodes 93 amino acids.
AUGGAGACUCAGAUCGGCAUCCUCAAGUGUAUAGCAGCGGCCGGACAACUCUCUAAAGCUCUCCAAGCAAUGCAAUCACAAGUCCUGUCGCAACUAGAAGGCAAACUCAAAACAGCCAGCCUCAUCAUAGAUCAGCUGAUUACCGAGCGACGGGAGGAACAGAAAGCCAUGGAUAAGAAGGGUCCAAAGAACAGCAAGUGGAAGCACGACGAUAGGGAAAUUACUGCAGUGAUCCAGGACCUGGGAGAGAUGAGAGUGAACUCGAAGUUGAAGUACGUGUAG